AUGCCAACUCAGCCCUCGGCCCAGGGAACUUUCAGUCAAAUCGAAGGAAACCCUACCGGCUGGAAUGUGCCAUCUGAGAAUGACUCUGACGCGGGCGACGACUAUAAUGGGGACGUGACCGGGCUAGAUUGCCAAUGGGAUAUGCUGAACCGUGGCCUAUGGGAUUUUGAAGCAAUGACUGUCGCCAUUCGGCAGCGUUACCUGACCGAGGUUUGCAAACUCCCUCCUCAGGCCGCUCCAGCAAAUCUCGAGGACCUGCCCUGGCGCGCGGCUCCCAAACAACGCACAGAUGGCGACCAGACGGAAUUCUACGAAUAUAUUCCUCUAUGGACCGACCCGGAAUUUGAAACCGACAGGAAGAGUGGCCCAAGGUACUUCCAGGGUAGCCUCCUCAACAGGCUUUAUCCGGCGCAGACCGAGGAGAGUCUCGCGAAGAAUCCCACCGAAAUGGCCAAACGAUACGGAAUCCAUCCCGAUCGGACUGAUGGCCGCUCGAGACUGUCUCCAGAGGGGUCCGUCUCAAGGCGCUACCAGCUAAAGAACGGGGAUUGGGUCGAUACCGGCGAUCUGGACAGAUUCCUCGAGGAACAUUACUUCUUGUCAGAAGCGGCACAAGCGUCCCAGCAGAGCAUCGAAACCUACAUUGAGGAUCAGUCGCAGAGGACCGCGACAACUGAGGAAGAAGAAGCAACGCUUGAGAUGUGGAAGCUAUGUCGGAAGCACAACGCGGAGCUCAAGAAGGAUGCGGAUUAUCAACGAUUCGUCUUCAACGGCUACACAACCGACGAGGUAGGCUUUUACACUUUUGACGGUGCCACUCGGAAGACUGAGCUACCUAUGGACCCGAGACUUACCUUUAUUUUCUACCAGCUGCAAAAACUCGGUGUGCUUGACUUCAGUAAUGAUGUCUACUUUGACCUGCAAGGACCCCUGCAUCCUAUUCUUACUCGAGACAGAUGGCUUCCGGCGCCGGCUGGUGCAGGUACAAAAGAUUUUCCUCGGCAGUAUUAUGCAAUUAGGGGCGAAAAUCAAAUCCACCAUACAGGACUGUGGACAGCGCAAGACCCGCUGAUCUGGGAUGCCCUACAACCUGCGCUUCAGCUACUGACACGCAUCUUGAACUCGAACCUGCCGGCCUGGACUGGCCUUCUAGAUUUGUACACACGUCUACAAGUCGACCUCGACCGAGAUCCACUCGCCGACUCGUUCAGGAAUGAAGCAAAAAAGGGCUCCCCGUGCACUUGUCGAAAUGCGUGGCACACAGAAGCCCACCCCUUUAGUACCAAAAACUUCCCUGAGCUUUUGAAGCUGUGCGAAAGCGGAUUCGACUCGUCCGCCUGGACAAGAGAGCUGGUGACCAAGUCGCUACGGUUCAAGAUAGAGUCGUGUAACCGAUUCGCCGACGAAGAUGACCCAGACGCUCUGCGCGCAACGUUCGGCUUCACGUGUAUGAGGGCGUCGGGCGACAAACUAUACACGACAGUUUCGAUCGGUGCAGAGUUGAUCUGGCCGCUUCUUUCGAUUCACACCUCCAACGCAGAAAAACGAACUUGUUCCUUUGCGCUUGCGGCGAUUCUACUCCACGAAAUUGCGCACGCCAUAGUCAUGGCACAAAGUUCAGCUGUCGUUCAUCAGCCCAGUCUCGACUGUGUGGCCGAUCCAAAGCAGAAAGAUUUACUAAAGCGAGCAUGUUGCCGCUUGUUUAGCCCCUUGGUUGAUGAGCCCUUCUUCGAGGAUGAGCCAACAGCCGAAGCUGGAUUUGCCCUGGAGAACCAGGUAUUCGGUGGUGUUCUGACGUAUGCUUUACGCUCAUCAUCCGACCUGCAACCUGUGCCUGUGCAACUGAUAAUGACGCAGCUGAACUCGAAAGCUUGGCCUUUCUCGAGGCUUCUGGCCUGGGUAAAACCAACCAAGAACACCAAGCAGCUGCUUAGUCCCCCACAGCGGAUGCUGGACAUGAAAAGAGCCGUUCCCUCAGACACCAUCGCCAAAGUCUUUUCCCAGUCGUUCUGGGACAAGGAUUUUGCCAGAUAUGGACCCGAGACCUUGAAGGUUCAGGGCGGCCGCGUGUUGAAGAAGCCUCCCCUCACCGCACCAAUCGUCGGCUCCCACUGGUACGUGUACGGACCGAACAGGGGCUUCUUCCUCAAGAAGGCGUGUUAUGUGCUGAAGACAUCCGGGUAUAACACCAUAGCGUGUUAUCUGGAGAGCAGGGCACGGCAGCGUGGGAUGGGCGUUGCCACGAGGCGUCUCUGGCAUUACGAGCACAGGGCCUGGCCGGAUAUGAGCAAGGAUCUGGACCAAGCCGCCAAAGAGGUGCGCGAAGCUGCCACAAAAUACCUGCCAUUGUUCGAAGAUGCAGUCGCGCCCGCUGCCGAGCGCCGUGUCUUGUUUGCAAAUCGGCACCAAGUCACGCCAGGCACCGAUCCUUCAGUCGGUCUUGAGGCCUGGAUUCAAGACGCCGAACAAUCCAGAUCUCACAGCUUUGGCGUCCUGCUUGGCAGGCUGAUGAAGCUACACCGACUGCUGACUGCAAGGUUCGAAUACACGCAGUCGAUGCUGUGUACCCUGACCACACUGGAAUCGGCAGACAGGGAGAAGAUCCGCCGGAAACACUUUGGUCGACUGGUGAAUGUACACCACCGUGUUCCCUUUCGCCUUGCGUCGAAGCUCGCCAUCGCUGUCAGGUCACUGGCCCAGCUCUACCGCUUGCGCACCAGGCGCCUGCCGCAGGAACCCGGGACGCAACCCGGCGAUUCAGCCCUGCAAAUCAAAUUGCAAGAGGACUUGGGGGACCUCAGGAGACAGGAAAGACUGUUCCGUACGCUCGAGGGCAUGUUUCGCAACCACCUGGGCCCGCCCACCUCAGGCGAGUACUCUGGGCAGUUCUGGGGCCCGGAGAGGUUCAUUGCCGUGACGAGCCUCAACCCCGCGACUGAGCCCGAGGUCUUUUUCGAAGCGGCCUGCAGCGACCUCAAGAGAGUAAAAGACCCCGACGUGAUCCGGAUCGUUGAUGAAGUCUUCAAAAUCCUGAAGGCUUUCGAGGGGAGCGAGGAGAGGGCACCCUCGCCCGCGUCGUCGCUUGCUUCCACGGCGCCCCCGCCCUCGCCUAGUGGAGGAUCAGGGGCCGGGCCGGUCAGUGCCACUCAACCGCAGCCGGGGGAGCCAUCGGCGGGGGAAUCCACGACCGAGUCUAGGAAGCGGUCGUGGCGUCAGACUGAAGGCGGGACCGAUGCUUCCGGAAACGAAACUGAUCUUCCACCGGCGAAACGUGUGCAUCUGCUUGACAAGGACUCAGACGCGCCAUAUAUUCGAGACGCAGAGUCCUGUGCGAGAAACAGAAAAGCCUUUGAGGCAUCCGAUCGCGCGACGAUCGACCAAGGCGACCCACCUACGAAUUUCAACACCAGCCAGCCGGCCCCGUCGGGCAUGAUCGCAUUCCCUGACCCAAAGACGGGCUUUGUGCAGUUUGCGCCGCAGUCGCGGGCCGCGGAGGUGGGACCCAUGCUUCAGCAGGCGGCGCAAGAGAGGGAAACCUCGGCGGCGCAGGCCCGGCAGGCUCUGGUCGACUUGGAGGCGCGGGAUCGCGAUCGGCAGCGGAUACAAGGGCCGCUGACUGCGGGCGAGAGGGCGGCGCUCUCGAAUCUGCAACACCGGGAGACCGACUUUGAUGCGUUCAAGCUCAAGGAAAGGGUGAUUCGGGCGUUUGAAGCAAUUUGGGAUGGUCUUGGAGGGCAGGAUGAGGAUGUGGAAAUGCAGCUUUGA
Molecule: messenger RNA, 3765 nt
Organism: Pyricularia pennisetigena
Lineage: Eukaryota; Fungi; Ascomycota; Sordariomycetes; Magnaporthales; Pyriculariaceae
Exons: 7
Coding region: 1-3765 (1254 amino acids)
Source: RefSeq, a predicted model, not a curated record